CGACGCGAGCGGCUGAUGCCGGUAGAGAGCGUAGGUCACCGCAGGGGAUCUAGACUCCGGUCAGUCAGUCAGUCAGUCAGUGAGCCCAGAUUCGCAGAGUCGUGUUUGGCGAAGUUUGGGCCCGGAAUCGGUGCAUCAACGUUGAGAAAACUGUCGAUAUAUGACAAUUAUUCCCAUACCAUGUGCUGUGGCAGUGAAUUAUAUUUAAUGUCUAAAAAAUCCUCGAGCAGCUCGUCGUCGUGCUGCAGGACUCCGAAUAAGCGCAUGUUACCGACGUCACGGGGGUCAACGGACCUCCGAUUGCGGGCAUCUAUGACAACGGGGGUUUCCCCCUCGGCUACUACAGCUACCACAAGUACUGCUACUGCUGGUGCUCCACGGAACGUCGAGACCCCCGAGACCCCGCCGAUUUUAUCUAAGCAACAGGCGAGGGAUCUCGCUGUACGCCUGACACCCGAGGAGAGGGACGUGCUCAUAUCGGCACUGCAGGAAACUCAGUCUCAAAAAGUAAAAGCAGAGUAUGAAGGUCAACUGGCGGCGUUUCGUUGGAGGAGCAAAUUUGGACGACCCAGCCGAGUACCCAGCCUGGGAGACGUCGAUCCCACAGGAACUUACUGCGCUGUGCCAGAGGAUUGGUUACUGCGAAAGUAUGCUGAAACAGUACCGCAACCGACCAGAAAGGACUUGAUUCGAGUGUCGAUAACGAACGCUAUUCCGUUCAUCGGAUUUGGUUUCCUCGACAACUUCUUCAUGAUCAUAGCUGGCGAUCAAAUUGAGACGAGUCUCGGAGCCUUUAUAUCACUUUCGACCAUGGCAGCGGCGGCAUUCGGAAACACAAUUUCCGAUAUCCUUGGAAUAGGUUCGGCAUUCUACGUCGAACGUCUCGUCCAGAAGAUCGGCUUCAAGGCGCCGAAAUUGACGCCAAUUCAAAUGGACAUGCCCAAGUCGAGGAGAGCCGCAAACUUGGGUCGUGUUCUCGGAGUGACGAUCGGUUGCCUGCUGGGGAUGUCGCCUUUGCUCAUACUUCACAAGGGAGGAAAAGAUAAGGAGGCCAAAACGUCGAUAGCCGGGAAAGAGCCGGUAGUGGCGGUAGCUUAGAAGAUUCACCCGAUUCUCGGGUUUUCGGUAUUUUUUUUUCUUCUCUUCUUUCAAAUUAGCGCAGCACUACUUUGUAAUAUGAUUAUUGUACAAAAAGAGAUCGCGUGACGAAAGAAAGCAACGAUUUUAGCGAUCAACUGGUGAUUCAAGUAUGUGUAGAUUAUUAUUUAUGAAGAAAUUACGAUAAUUCGAAAUAAUUGUAUUAUAUACAAUUUUGGUAUCGCUAUCAACCACUUAAAAACAGCACGGGUUUUCUUUUUAAAUUAUUACAACCUAUGCAUAUAUGUAUGUAUUUAAUGUAUGUAUGUAUAUAGAGAUGUGAAACGAUAUUAAACCGAAUUAGCGGAUCUUAAAGUA
Messenger RNA from Neodiprion fabricii, 1455 nucleotides. RefSeq names its product transmembrane protein 65. Lineage: Eukaryota; Metazoa; Arthropoda; Insecta; Hymenoptera; Diprionidae. The record is from RefSeq and is a predicted model, not a curated record. Bases 16 to 1098 code for a protein of 360 amino acids. Gene Ontology annotation, cellular component: mitochondrion. The transcript is spliced from 7 exons.